Messenger RNA from Mya arenaria, 7735 nucleotides. Its product is annotated as NACHT and WD repeat domain-containing protein 2-like. The transcript has 9 exons. The record is from RefSeq and is a predicted model, not a curated record. Bases 776 to 5998 code for a protein of 1740 amino acids. Gene Ontology annotation, molecular function: protein binding; ATP hydrolysis activity. Lineage: Eukaryota; Metazoa; Mollusca; Bivalvia; Myida; Myidae.
AGAAAGGUUUCACAUACAGUACCGGAAAUUAUAAGUGUUAUAUACAACCAGAUCAUUCACUACUGUGAAUAUGUAGACCAUAAAUGCCUUAACUCAUUUAAGGUACGUGUUAAGAUUACGAUGUUUGUGAAAUCUCUUUUCAUCUAUUCAAUUCUUCAUGGAUAAGUUUAAGCCUUCACUCUGGAUUUGUAAUCAAUGAACUUUUAACUGGAGUACAACUGGCUAACGUGCUUUAGAAUUGAUCUGGUGAAACACAUUUUCGCUGGUUCAUACAUCUUUCAUGCGGGGAGGCAUUUAAACCGCUUCAUUCAUUGUGGUAUGAACCAUACAUAUGUUUCGAGCGUUUUUAGUUUAUAUAGCUGUUAUAUAAAUGUAAACAGUGGUGGUUGUAUGGUUUUCGUUUAACGGAAGUGGAGACAAACAGACAGAGACAGCUAAACGGACACAUGCUGAAAACAACAGUCCUCUAUACAGUUUACCUUAUAAGAGGCAUACCCGGAAUAUUUUCUUGAAACAUCGGAAAUUUAAGAAUAUGAAAUGGACGUCUUAACCCAUAAAUACAUUUUUUAUAAAAUACGGAUAUAUAAAGGCAUACAAACAAAUAUAUUUAUGAACUAAUUUUUAACUUGGUUUAAGUUUAGAAAGCCAGUUAUACAUGAAUGCAUAUCGAUAAAUAGAAUAGCUCUGAUCGAAGGAUUGAUGGUGUUAAACGCAUGUAUUUUAAGUGGAUCUUAGUUCUGAGUUGAGUUAAGUCGGGGGGAAGGACUAAAACAAGAUGGGUCCCAUGUCGACUGACCCCCGGGGGAGUGGAGGAAUGCCGGAAGUGGCGGUGGACCCGGGGCUCCUAGAUGGAACCCUGGAUGAAGUACCGGAAGUGGGUUCCAAGAUUAUCCGUGUCUUCCUCAGUUCGACCUUCUCAGACAUGGCGGAAGAACGCAACAUGCUGCUUGAGGACGUGUACCCGCGCAUCCAGGAGUACAGCCGCCGGAAGUACGGUGUGGACUUUCAGAUGGUUGACAUGCGCUGGGGCGUGACCAACGAGGUCCAAAACGAUCACAUGACCUCCAUUUGCUGCCUCCAGGAGAUACACAACUGCCAGAAAGUCUCCAUUGGACCCAAUUUCGUGGUGCUCAUGGGUCAGAAAUAUGGGUACCGCCCCAUCCCGGCGUUUAUCGAGGCGGCGGAGUUUGAGGGGAUGCGGGCGCUUUUAGCGGCUGAAGGAGAGGACGCCGAGGGGCUGGCGACCCUUGGACGAUGGUAUAUCCGGGACGACAACUCUGUGCCGCCCCAGUAUGUCCUACAGCCCAUAGAUUCGGUUCUUACCAACUACCAUAGCCCGAAAGAAGAGUUAAAACGGCGUGCACGAGAGGAUUGGGAUGACACUUUCGAAGAGAUACGAGAGGUUCUGAUGGCGGGCGCGAACCUCGCCUUCAAGACGGGCCUCAUAGGCGCUCAGGGUCGUGAUAAAUAUUUUAGUUCAGUGACACAAGAAGAAAUAGAGAUGGGAAUACCUCAACAUCCCGAAAAAGACAAUAACAUGAAAUGUCUGUGUUUCGUUCGAGAGAUCGAAGACCUCUCUGAAAACAUUAACAACCUCAGGGCGGUGAAAUUUCUCGACCUUUACCCUCGUGAAAACGGGGAGCCGGCGGAAGUGGAUACUGACGCUCAGGAACGGUUAAAGCGCCUCAGGAACUAUAUGAUACCUAAGCUUCUAAAUAAAGAGAACAUUGUGAAACUGACGACAAAAUGGAGUGAUAAAGGUGGAAUCAACGUCGUCGACAACAAAGAUUACCUCCAGCGGCUAGGAGAAGCAUUUUACACAAAGAUGGUGUGGUUGAUUGAUAGAAAUCUGAAUGAUAAAACUAUUGAAGAAGACGAGCAUGCGCGGGAGCUCCGUGAGAGUCUCCUCUUCCGUAACAAGUGGAGUCGGAUAUUCUUCGGGCGGACGGAGCUUUUGACGCUCGUCCGAAAGUACGUUCAAGAGGGCGGACGGUCGGCGCCCAUGAUCGUCUACGGAGAGAGCGGCACCGGAAAGACUGCCGUCAUCGCCAAGUGCGCCCGGGAGCUAAAGGGAUGGCUUCCUGGAAUGUCGCCAAUUAUUGUGGUCAGAUUCUUAGGGACUUCCCCGCGGUCCUCACAUCUGCAUCUCCUACUACGCAGCCUCAGUUUGCAGAUCUGUGACGUAGUGGGAUUUCCCCGAAAGGAUAUCCCCACAGAGUUCAAGGAACUCGUCGCCUUUUUCCACACUCUGCUGAAGAGAGCCUCCGAGCAGCCCCGCCCCAUAGUGCUGUUCCUUGACUCCGUGGACCAACUGGCGUCUUCCGGUGAGCCUUACACGUUCCAUUGGCUCCCUCGUCAGCUUCCGCCAAACGUCAAGAUCGUUCUAUCCCUCGUGCCAUCCGUAAACAACUUGUUGUCGCGGUUCAGGGCCCAUAUGGACACUUUCAAAUUUACGGCGGAGCCCAUUCCGCCGUUAGGGGAUACCAUGUGUUUGGACAUAGUCCGCGCACGCCUGGAUGACAAUGGGAGGACGAUCUCAAAAGACCAGAGUGGAGUUAUGAAGGCGGCCUUUUCGCGCUGCGGUCUCCCGCUUUACACUAGAGUCAUGUUAGAUGAAAUUCAGACUUGGAAAUCAUAUACACAUGUCUCGCUGGAGAAGGUUUCUGCAACGCUAAAGGAGGCAUUAAACUUCUUCUUCCGGCGUUUGGAGACGCAACAUGGCAGCACGCUUGUCAGACAUGCUCUUUCGUAUAUCACCGCAAGUCGAGAGGGCGUCUCCGAAAUGGAGCUCCUUGAUUUGCUUUCGUUGGACGACGAAGUCCUUAAUUCUAUCUUUCUGUUCUGGCUGCCACCCGUCCGCCGCCUGCCGCCAUUCCUGUGGACGCGGCUGCGCAUUGACCUAGAUCAAUUCUUGGUGGAGCGUGACGCUGGAAAUACGGCGGUCUUCACAUGGUAUCACCGGAUGUUCAAAGAGGCGGCCAUGGAACGGUACCUCGCGGAUAACGAAACUCGUGUGAACAUACAUUCCAGUUUAGCGGACUACUUUGCGGGAAAUUGGUUUCGUAAAAAGAAACCGUUCAAGUUUAGCUCAUUUCUCAUGUCUCGUUUGUCGUUGAAGUCAGGUGACGGCGAAGAAGAACGUCAUGUUUCCGAACAGCCGCUGAUGUUCAAGCAAAACAGGAAGUUGUCCCAGUUUAACAAACGUAAGCUCACGGAACUACCGUAUCAUCAAUUGAAAAGCGCGCGAACGGAAGAAUUUCGUGACAAAUGUGUUUUUAACUAUGAAUGGCUCUGGGCAAAGCUUAGUGCUUCAGGUUUACAACUUCUAUUGGAGGACCUUGAGCUGGCGCUAGCAACAUCUGAUGACGCGGACACCGACAUCCAAACGUUGGCGGACACCAUUCGGAUCGCCGGCUCCACUCUGAAUGAUCAUCCUGAAAAUCUCGCACUGGAGAUCACCGGUCGCCUCAUUGACUUGAUGGACACGAGUCCGCGCAUCCGGAACCUCAUAAAAGAUUGUGACGUCCAUGGCGCGGCGCAUUCGGCCUUGGUAGCGCCGUUUCAGAUGUAUGAAGUCCCAAUAAGCUCGCUGAUCAGCUCCAUUGAAAAUAUGCCGUCCGAUAUAGGUGAUACAAUCAUGGUUAAGAACGAUUCUCGAAUCAUUGCCGUGUGUAGGGACGGCACGGUGUUAUCCAUUGACACUCAAAAAGGGGUUCCGGUAAAACAAGUUUCAUUGAGUAAAGUAAAAUCGAACUCAUUUCAGAACAUAGAUUUGUAUGCCAAUAGAAAUGAAAGGUAUGUUGUAUGUGAGUGUCGGUCCGCGAAAGUUGUAUAUGUGUUUGAUGUUGACAUCUUAGAAGUGAAAAAUGAGCACAGAAUGUCUAUGGCCACUGCCUUGCAUAACACUUACGUUAGCGAAAAAUACCUGUGUAUUGACAGCACCGUUUUCGAACUCAGUUCAGGAAAGAAGGUUCGUGAAUUGAACAAGUAUAACAAGAAAAUGGGUUCUUUCGUGGAACUGGCCAUCACCAUAGAUGAAAAAUACCUCUUAAUCGGCGACGCGGACGUUGUCGGUAUGUAUAAUAUAGAAACUGGAAAACAUGUUAAAGACCUUCCGCUUCCGUCCACCGCCAGCGUGAUCAAAUUGACGCGGGAUGGACGUCUGGCGGUCGUAGGAACUACUAAUGCUUGCGUCAUCAAAGUGUUUGACGUCAAUGAUCGCUCAAACACCUUCGGGCUCGAAGCGGUGACUUACGACCCACAGAAGGCGUUUCCGGAUCUCAUUAUGACGGAAGACAAUUACGCAACGAAGGAAGUGUCGGAAGUCUGCCUCGCUCACAAGGAGGGCGCCUUUGUCAGCCUCGUGAAGCGGAAAUACCCGAUUGUCUGGAGUUUGAAAAACGUCAGCACGAAACCGAGGCUCCUAUCAAUUCCGCAAAGCUCAGGUCCGUUUCGAUACUUGUUUCAGGUUCAAUUUUCUGCUGAUGAUAAGUUUGUGUUAGCUGCUGAACUGUCUCCCAACAUUAUGAUGUGGGAUUCGGUCAAGGGGGAUCUUGUUGCGACGUUCACGGCGCAUGAAAACGAUCUCCAUUCAUUGGUUGUAGGUUCCAAAAAUAACAUUGCGUCGACCGUACAAGCCAACGGGACUGUGAUAAAAGUUUGGGACUUGUAUAAAGUUAUGACCAUGGAGAAAAUGUCGAGUGUAAAAUCGCAAGAAAUGUCUGUGAAGAAUGUAACUUUGCUGAACCAAAGUAACUUAUUGUUCAUGUCUAAAGUUCAUCCACCGAAGAGUCGGAAAGCGUAUCAUUUUAUAGACUACUUCGGCGUUGAAGUUCUUAACUUCACAACGGGUAAAAACACGACACUGCUACCAUUUGACAAGUAUGGACACAUUGAAACGCUGUCUUGCUCGGAGGACGCUUCCGUAAUGGUUGUGAAUAUUUCCGGAAUGCGCGCGAGCUCCAUUGCCGUCGUAGACCUCAAGAAUGACCGUCUGCUGACGCUCAAAACGCCAGAGUGUCGCGGGGUUAUCAUAAGCCCUGACGGACACUUCAUGUGCUUACUUUUGAAGGCUAACCCGAUGCGUGUGGACCUCUAUAACAUCCAAAACACCGAGGCCAUUGAAAAGAUCGCUUCCUUUGAUGGCUGCAGAAACGCUCUAUUCACGCGGAGCGGCGCCUUCGUCGGCGUCCGCGGCUCCCAGCUCUUGGUGCGGCAGUCGGUGAUGGACGAAGAGGAGCUGACGCUCGAUCUCCACGGGAAAGUGGUGGCCACGCAUGCUUCUGAAGCCGCCGGCCUACUGUUAGUCAGCGCGGAUGAUGGUUUACAUUUUACUGUGACGGCGUUCCGUACCGAUAGUUUCGGCGCUAUCGGCACCAUCACUGACGUCAGUAAAGGCGGUAUCAGCGAUGUCGCCGACGACGGCUCCGUCUGCAUUGACGCACAGUUGCAGAUAUUCGAGCUACAGCGCUGUAAACAAGUAAAACGUCUGUUACUCACGUCUAAAACUGACGGCAUCACGUCCGUGCGUCUGUCCAGCGGCGGGCGCCACGCGAUCUUUAUUGACAGUGUACAAGGGCCCUGCGUGAAGGUGUGUCGAGUCGCCGACAACGCCAUUAUCUCACGUUGCUUCCUGCACUGCGUUCCGGAGUCUAUCGACUUUGUUCCGGCAUUGGACGUCUUCCUCGUCGUCGGCAAGGAUAGCAAGAAACUCUACAUUCUCGCUCUCCGGGACCAGCGAAACCCGGACUUCGAAACGCGCGUGGAUAGACUGAAAGGUAUCCUAAAGGCCAACGGAGGAACGGCCGUCGGCGCCCUGGAGCUCUCUGAGAAGACAACGGAGUCUUUAAAGGCGUUGGCGACCGAGGAACAGGUGAAGCAUAUGACCUUGACAGAGCGUCAAGCGUCCAUGCUCCAAGUAAGCGUCCGCCGUGCUACCAGCGCCAAAGGGCCGCAUCCCCGUCAGCGGCACAAAAGUUCCUCGUGUACCCUUCUGUAGUUGACACUUAAGAACUAGCGCUUCGAUGCCCCGGGACUUUGGCACUACGAUGCCCCGGGAAUUCAGUGCUAGUGUGACCAUGAAAUAAGGGGCUAGUGUGAUCCUGGAAUUCGACUCGUUACACGUUUCUCCGGUUUGUAGUUAAGUUGUUUAUGGAUGUGAUUUCGAUGUUAUUUGGACUGUGGAUUAUUGUGAUAUGUUUUUAUAUUUAACUGGACACAAAUGUGAAAAAGCUUCAAAAAGUUUUCACAACUAGUGAACAACUGGAUCUUUGUUAUCGGGCAUUAAUUUUGUUAUCAUAUAUAAAUAUGUUCAGGGAUCACUUCUGUAUAAUGUUAUUUGUAAAAAGUGUAUAUAUGCGUAUUUUUACAAGAAAAUGGCCUAAGCAUAUCAAAUCCAUCGAUUGUUUAUUGUUAGAAAUGGUUUAAAUAAACUGCUUCAUUUCUUAAAAUCAUAUAACAAUGUCAUGUAUUUUUGUACUGUUACGUAAAGGCUCAUUUUAAAGAAAUUUUAACGGUCUCUACAUGUUUUUAUAUAUUAUAUGUGUUUUACGCAGUCAACUUUAAAGUUUUGUAAAAUUUGCGAAGUAACGAUUCUUUGGUAUGAUUAUUAAUUUCGAUUCAGCUCUGUUAUAAAAUAGUUACUGUUUUCGUUCAACGAUAUGAAACAUGUAUACAGUCAAUCCCCGUUGGCUCGAACUCACAGGUACCGGCGAAAAUACCUCGAGCCAAGCGGGAAUGCUUACGAUCAGUUUAAAGAAAUCGGUUUUUUACAUCCAGUUCGAGCCAACAGGGAAAUCGAACCAAGCGAUUUUGAGCCAACGGGGUUUGACUGUACAUUUACGUAUUUGAUAAUUUUGUAUUUGACACAAAAUGCACUGCAACUAUUUUUUCUUUGCAUUCAGUUGUUUUUUGCACAUUAGUGAACGUACAUUUUUUUUAAUUUAGUGCUAGUUACUAGUAUUAGGAAUAAUUAAACGUGUAUCAAUGAAUAUUUCAUUUUAAUUAUCAAAGGAAUGCUAUUUCCCUUCAGAGUCUGUGAUAAAACAAGUUGGUAUUUAUACGUUAACGAUUAUAAACAAAAAAUGUAUGUAUGAACGAAAUGUUGUUUGGUUCAAGUAAAUACACAAGUAAGUUUAAAAGUUAAUAGAUGCAUGCUUAUUCCAUUUUAUCAACGAUGUCUAAAAUCACCAUUUUCAGUUAAAACGCCCGUGUUACAAAUCAAAAUGAUCGUUUAAAUUCCAAAAUCAAUUGACAAAUGAAAUUGAUAAUUGAAAAAAAUAGCAACUAAGAAAUAUGAUUUCGAAAGAAAGUGGUCAUACGAUUAGUUCAUUUUUAUAGGGCGAGUACGUUACUUCAGCUUGUCGGAUUUGUGUUUUUAAGAUGUUGUCAUAGUCUUUGUGUCGUUGUUGGUAUUACCCAAAACCGGUUAAAAGUAUAAACAUGGAACUUGGUAUAAACGUUAUCAAUGAGUACCAGGUUCAAUAACCCUGGCUAAAAUAUAUCUUGGGAAAUGCCCCUUACCCUAUAGAGAAUUACAAAACAGACGAACGUUGAGAUCCCCUUGCAGAACUCUUGUUCGUGUUACUCAUUACUGGCUGUGAUAAUGUCUCAACAUUCUUAUCUUUCUCAUUUACACUUUUUAUAUUAAAAGUGAAAAAUGCAUUUAAUUAUUUAUUUAUUUUCAUAAGAAAUGUUUUAUUUAUUAUAGUAUUAUAGGAAUAAAUGACACAAAUGG